Molecule: messenger RNA, 739 nt
Organism: Capsella rubella
Lineage: Eukaryota; Viridiplantae; Streptophyta; Magnoliopsida; Brassicales; Brassicaceae
Product: 60S ribosomal protein L23a-2
Exons: 4
Coding region: 91-555 (154 amino acids)
Biological process (GO): translation; ribosomal large subunit assembly
Cellular component (GO): ribosome; cytosolic large ribosomal subunit
Molecular function (GO): structural constituent of ribosome; rRNA binding
Source: RefSeq, a predicted model, not a curated record
AAUAAAUAAAAACCUCCGAGCAACUUGAAGCUGCUGUUUAGGGUUUCUGUUUCGCCGCUCAGGUUUCGUUUAAAGGAUCCAUCUUGAGUAAUGGCUCCAGCUAAAGUCGAUGUUACCAAGAAAGCCGACCCCAAGGCAAAGGCCUUAAAAACUGCCAAAGCAGUGAAAUCUGGCCAGAUCAUGAAGAAGCCUGCAAAGAAGAUCAGGACAAAGGUGACUUUCCACAGGCCAAAGACAUUGACCAUUGGAAGGAAUCCCAAGUACCCACGAAUCAGUGCAACGCCAAGGAACAAAUUGGACCAUUACCAGAUCCUCAAGUACCCUCUCACUACUGAAUCUGCCAUGAAGAAGAUUGAAGACAACAACACCUUAGUUUUCAUCGUUGACAUCCGUGCUGACAAGAAGAAGAUCAAAGAUGCUGUCAAGAAGAUGUAUGACAUUCAGACCAAGAAGGUCAACACCCUCAUUAGGCCCGAUGGAACGAAGAAGGCGUAUGUAAGGUUGACUCCUGAUUAUGAUGCUUUGGAUGUGGCGAACAAAAUCGGGAUCAUCUAAUUUCACCAACGACGCACUGUGAUCUCACUUUCGGGGUUGAAAACAGACUUCUGGUUUUUCUCUUCCAUAGUCUUCAGUUUUGCUAGAGGAGUCUAAAGAUAUUAUCAUCUCUUUUGUUAUAUGCUUUUUAGCUUUGAAUUCAAAGAUUAUAUGGUUUUGGUAUUUAUCGAUGAGUCUUAUCUUU